CUCGCCGAUUUCGUACACGCGAGCGACGAGCCAAGCAUGUACCUGCAACUCGGGAUCGGUAUAGUUUGGUAAUAAAGGCGCGGGUGCAACGGAGGCUGCGGUAUAUACUUCACGGAGACAUGCUCCUGGAUGACCUUCUCCAGCCGAGUGUCUUUGUUUUGCUGUUCGUGCUCUACUGGCUCGCCGAGUUUCUCCGCGACCGGGAACUCGAGCGCCAUCGGGGUUUCCGGCGAUUAGCGCUGCGCCAUCACCCGGAGCGGCAAGCCUUGUCGGAAGAUGACCAGGUGAGCGCGAGGGGAGACCCAAAGUGGGCGUUCGCCGUCACCGCUGAGGCCUACGAGGUCCUGUCCGAUCCUUUCAGGCGAGCCGUGUACGACCAGUACGGCGAGGCCGGGCUCAAGAGGUCGGACCGGCCGCCCGACGGCUGCGAGCCACCCUACGUCUUCCACGGCGAGCCAUUGAGGACUUACAGGGAGUUCUUUGGCACUGAGAACCCGUACGCCGAUUUGCUCGACAACUUGGCAAAGCCGCCGCUACGCGGAGAUUGCCCGGAAGCUCGGGGGAUCAAGAUAAAGGACGAGGACGUGAUAAAGCCGCUUCCGCUAACUCUGAACGAGGUGUUUCACGGGGGAGUGAAAAAAGUCAAAAUAGAGCGCCUCGUUCUCGAAGGAGCGAGUACGACCAUGGAGGAGAAAAUCCUCUCCAUACCGAUCAUGCCGGGGAUACCGUCGGGAGCGAGAAUCGUCUUCCCGGAGGAGGGCGACCAGGGCCCCAUGAAGAUACCCGCCGACGUGGUGUUCGUGACGGAGAUCGAGCCGCACGAAACUUUCCGCAGAACGGGCUCGGACCUGAGGAUGACGGUCGGGCUGUUCCUGAGCGACGCGCUGACGGGCACCAUCAUCACCAUCAACACCCUCGACGGCCGCGUCCUCCGGGUCCCGAUAACCUCGGUCGUCACGCCGGAGUACGCGAUGCGAGUCGCGGGCGAGGGUCUGCCUCUGGUAGAGGACCCGGGGCGCCGUGGGGACCUCGUGAUAGACUUUGACAUCGAGUUUCCCGUCUAUCUGCCAGCCGCGAGCAAGCUCUUGGUGCGCGAGGCUCUGGAUCGCCGGUACGAGAUGCCCUCCGACGCCGAGGAGGACGAGACCGGCCGGGCAACCGCCCAGAGGAUACUCCUCGAUGGAAAACUUUACAUGAGGGCCAACAAGAUAUCGCAGAUCUGCAGGCCCUCUCCCCCCCGUGAAAGGACGUGCCUUAAAUAACCGCGAUCGGGAAUUACCGAUCGUAUUUGUACAUUUGGAGGUAGCAGUAGUAACAGCCGGGAUUGGUAAGACGGUGCGCCCUGUCUGACCACGUGUGUACUGUGAAAAAACUCGAUCAACCCGAAAUAGAACCCAUUCUUGGUUGCCAUAUUUUGUUAACCCCCACGGUGUAGCCAGUUAUAUUUUUGUAAGCCCGUUGUUGAACGACAAAUUGUACGAUAAGCUGAA
This is a messenger RNA of Copidosoma floridanum, 1490 nucleotides long. Its product is annotated as dnaJ homolog subfamily B member 13. Gene Ontology annotation, cellular component: cytosol. The record is from RefSeq and is a predicted model, not a curated record. NCBI's taxonomy places the organism in Eukaryota, Metazoa, Arthropoda, Insecta, Hymenoptera, Encyrtidae. Gene Ontology annotation, molecular function: protein-folding chaperone binding.